ACACCACAUCCACACCAGCCAGCAGGCAGGCAGCCACAGCCCACAGAGCACAAAUUAAUAAACCUGCUGGUAGUAGCCAAUCCUCGAUAAAGUGUACGUGCAGGCAGCUCUGCAUGUGCCGCACACGCUAGCUUAGCUAACCAGCAGCAGCGCAUCGGUCGUGUCGUCUCGUCUUCGUGUUUCUUCCACCAUGAUGAGCUCGCUGAAGCUGACGGAGGUCGUCUCCAAGAGGUGGGGCGGCGGCGGCAGCAGCAGCAAGGUGACCUCCCCGAGCGCGGCGGCGUGCCCGCGAGGCCACUUCGCGGCCUACACGCGGGAGGGCCGCCGCUUCUUUGUCCCCAUCGCCUACCUCGCCAGCGACACCUUCCGGGAGCUGCUCAGCAUGGCCGAGGAGGAGUUCGGCGAGCCCGGCGCCCGCCCCAUCGUGCUGCCCUGCUCCGCCAGCCAUCUGGAGCAGAUCCUCGACGCCUUCCGCAGCGGCGGCGGCGCCAAGAAGAAGAAGGAGAGCGCCGGCAGGAUCAGCAAGAUCUGGUAGCAGGAGACCAGCUGUGGCGUGGCAGUCAGUACUCAGUACUAUGGCCGACCUGCCAUGACGUAACAUCUCUCUGUACAAUGUACCUUUUCGUUUGUUGGAUUUUCUCCUGCUGGUUCAGUUGUGCAACGAGUCAUGCCAUGCAUGAGUUAAUUGUUCGAUGGUCGUGCAUUGUAACAUCAAUGUGUAGUAGUUCAGGUGCAGAGAUGUAUCUAGAAUUCUAGGUGAAUUCAUAUUCUGCUUAAAGAGUGUUGAUAAUUCUUUUGUCAUAGGAUGUUUUCAAGGGCCUGUUUGGCAGCACUCUGAUUUCUCUAAAAAUAACUUCAGCUUUGGCUCCUCCGCAAGAGUCUGUGUCUUUUAAAUAUACUAUUUGGCAAAACGACUCCUCAUGUAUUUUUUUAUUUAAUGUAAAGGCAAAUAUUCAUAGUGCCCCUU
Molecule: messenger RNA, 967 nt
Organism: Zea mays
Lineage: Eukaryota; Viridiplantae; Streptophyta; Magnoliopsida; Poales; Poaceae
Product: SAUR30-auxin-responsive SAUR family member
Exons: 2
Coding region: 191-535 (114 amino acids)
Biological process (GO): response to auxin
Source: RefSeq, a predicted model, not a curated record